Molecule: messenger RNA, 3256 nt
Organism: Setaria italica (foxtail millet)
Lineage: Eukaryota; Viridiplantae; Streptophyta; Magnoliopsida; Poales; Poaceae
Product: pentatricopeptide repeat-containing protein At3g63370, chloroplastic
Exons: 1
Coding region: 31-2892 (953 amino acids)
Biological process (GO): RNA modification
Molecular function (GO): protein binding; zinc ion binding; RNA binding
Source: RefSeq, a predicted model, not a curated record
UCCCUGCAAGCUCUCGACGCCACUGGUGGCAUGAGCGUCCGGCUUCCCGGGGCCUCCAAGCCCGCCACCGCCAUGGCCGCGCUGUCCCUCCCAUCACUCCCCAACCGAACUCCACCUCCCGCCGCACCCGCCAGCUCGCCUCCCAAGUCCACCUCCGCCUCCCUGUCCCUGAAGCGUCUCUGCAAGGAAGGCGACCUGCGUCAAGCCUUACGUCUGCUGACGGCCCGGGCGCAGCCUCCUCGGGAGCACUACGGCUGGGUGCUCGACCUCGUCGCCGCCAGGAGGGCGGCCGCGGAGGGCAGGCAGGUCCACGCGCACGCCCUGGUCACUGGUUCCCUUGACGAAGACGAUGACGGCUUUCUUGCGACCAAGCUGGUGUUCAUGUACGGCCGGUGCGGGGGGGUGGACGACGCGCGCCGCCUGUUCGACGGAAUGCCCGCGCGGACCGUCUUCUCCUGGAACGCGCUCGUCGGCUCAUACCUCUCGUCCGGGAGCGCCGGCGAGGCCGUGCGGGUCUACCGGGCCAUGCGGGCGUCGGUGGCGCCGGGGUCGGCGCCCGACGGGUGCACGCUCGCGUCGGUUCUCAAGGCGUGCGGUAUGGAGGGGGACCGACGCUGCGGGCACGAGGUGCACGGUCUGGCUGUGAAGAGUGGGCUUGAUAAGAGCACCCUCGUGGCCAAUGCGCUUAUCGGGAUGUACGCCAAGUGCGGCAUGCUGGAUUCGGCGCUGCAGGUUUAUGAGUGGCUGCAGGAGGGGAGGGAUGUUGCGUCCUGGAACUCAGUUAUAACGGGGUGCGUGCAGAACGGGAGAACCUUGGAAGCCCUGGAGCUGUUCCGAGGGAUGCAGAGGUCCGGAUUCAGUAUGAAUUCCUACACAGCUGUGGGGGUGCUGCAAGUUUGUGCGGAGCUAGCUCUUCUGAAUCUGGGCAGGGAGUUACAUGCAGCACUUCUCAAAUGUGACAGUGAGUUCAACAUCCAGCUCAAUGCUUUGCUUGUCAUGUAUGCGAAAUGCAGCCGGGUGGAUAGUGCUCUAAGAGUUUUCCAUCAGAUUGAUGAGAAAGACUACAUAUCAUGGAAUUCGAUGCUCUCCUGCUACAUCCAAAACGGUUUGUAUGCUGAGGCCAUUGAUUUUUUUCAUGAAAUGCUUCAACAUGGUUUUCAGCCUGAUCAAGCCUGUGUUGUAAGCUUGACUUCUGCAUUGGGACAUUUGCGUUGGCUAAACAAUGGCAGAGAGGUUCAUGCCUAUGCUAUAAAGCAUAGUCUUCAUACUGAUUUGCAGGUUGGAAAUACAUUGAUGGACAUGUACAUAAAGUGUGAUUCCAUAGAGUGUUCAGCAAAAGUAUUUGAAAUCAUGAGCAUUAGAGAUCACAUAUCUUGGACAACAAUCCUUGCUUGUUUUGCGCAGAGUUCUCGGCAUUUUGAAGCACUGGGAAUGUUCCGAGAGGUGCAGAAACAAGGGAUCAAGGUGGAUUCUAUGAUGAUUGGAAGCAUUUUAGAAACAUGUAGUGGUUUGAAAAGCCUCUCUCUGCUAAAGCAAGUGCAUUCUUAUGCUAUUAGAAAUGGGUUGCUUGAUUUGAUACUGAAGAAUAGGCUGAUAGAUAUAUAUGGGGACUGCAGAGAGGUUCACCAUUCACUAAAUAUAUUUCAGACGGUAGAGAAAAAGGACAUUGUUACUUGGACUAGUAUGAUAAACUGUUGUGCAAAUAAUGGGUUGUUAAAUGAAGCUGUUUCCUUAUUUACUGAGAUGCAGAAAGCAAAUAUUGAACCUGAUUCUGUAGCACUAGUAAGUAUUUUGGUGGCUGUUGCUGGUUUGUCAUCAUUGACAAAAGGAAAACAGGUUCAUGGCUUUCUUAUCAGAAGGAACUUUCCUAUAGAAGGUCCGGUGGUUAGUUCCCUUGUGGACAUGUAUUCUGGUUGUGGAAGCAUGAACUAUGCUACCAAAGUAUUCUAUGGGGCUAAAUAUAAAGAUUUGGUUCUUUGGACAGCGAUGAUUAACGCUACUGGCAUGCAUGGACAUGGCAAGCAAGCCAUAGAUAUUUUUGAGAGAAUGCUACAGACUGGUCUGACUCCUGAUCAUGUUUGUUUCCUUGCUCUGCUGCAUGCUUGUAGUCAUUCAAAGCUUGUUGAUGAGGGUAAAUACUAUCUGGAUAUGAUGAUGAGCAAGUACCGGUUAAAACUGUGGCAGGAGCACUAUGCCUGUGUGGUUGAUAUUCUGGGCCGCUCAGGCCGGACUGAGGAGGCUUUCAUGUUCAUUGAGUCUAUGCCUAUGAAACCAACAUCGGUGGUGUGGUGUGCACUGCUUGGGGCAUGUCGUGUCCACAAAAACCAUGACCUUGCUGUGGUUGCAGCCAAUAAGCUUCUCGAGCUGGAACCUGACAACCCAGGCAACUAUAUUCUUGUAUCAAAUGUUUUUGCUGAGUUGGGAAAGUGGAACGAUGUCAAAGAAGUUAGAGCCAGGAUGGAAGAACUAGGGUUGAGAAAAGAUCCAGCUUGCAGUUGGAUUGAGAUAGGAAACAACGUCCGCACUUUCACUGCAAGAGAUCACUCUCAUAGAGACUCAGAGGCAAUCCAUCUGAAGCUUGCCGAGAUAACAGAAAAACUGAGGAAAGAAGGUUACACAGAGGACACAAGCUUUGUCCUUCACGAUGUGAGUGAAGAGGAGAAGAUAGGUAUGUUGCAUAAACACAGCGAGAGGCUCGCAAUAGCAUUUGGCUUGAUCAGCACUCAUUCAGGUACACCUUUAAGGAUAGCCAAGAACCUCAGGGUGUGUGGUGACUGCCACGAGUUCACCAAGCUGGUGUCCAAGCUGUUUGAAAGGGAUAUCGUGGUCCGAGAUGCCAACAGGUUCCACCAUUUCAGUGGAGGCGCUUGUUCUUGUGGAGACUUCUGGUGAACGUGAUUUAGGCCAUAGAACUAACUACAUAGGCAUCUUAUUGGCUGAGAGGUUACGCCAGAGGCAAAAUUGGUGAUGAGGCUAAGCGUUUUUAAGACUGAAAUUGUCUGUUCUGGCAAGAGGCCCCCAUGGCCUGCCGUUCUGUGGACAGAGCAACCGAGAGAAACCAUCUGUUAUCAGUCAUUUACAGUAGGGCUACUACCUAUUUGGAUUGGUGUUAUGCAAUGUAAAUGAUUCUUCUUUUAGCCAUUAUACAGUCACUAACUUUUUUUGUUAAAAAGAUGUGCAAACUGGAUAGUAUAAUAGCCAAAGAAAAAGAAUACAUGUUAUUGUUAAAGAAACUUUUUCACCUCUACUGCACUUU